This is a messenger RNA of Macadamia integrifolia, 4813 nucleotides long. RefSeq lists its product as uncharacterized. Gene Ontology annotation, cellular component: fibrillar center. The record is from RefSeq and is a predicted model, not a curated record. The transcript has 4 exons. Bases 1320 to 2222 code for a protein of 300 amino acids. Gene Ontology annotation, biological process: transcription by RNA polymerase I. NCBI's taxonomy places the organism in Eukaryota, Viridiplantae, Streptophyta, Magnoliopsida, Proteales, Proteaceae. Gene Ontology annotation, molecular function: RNA polymerase I core promoter sequence-specific DNA binding.
GAAAAUGUACGAGACCGGAAUUGCAGACAUUUUUUUUCCUCCGUCUCCGUUUCCGGCGGCUAGCUACUGAGAGCUAUAGUCCUAACAAUAGACAUCGCCUUGCUCCCUCCAUCUCCGUUUCUCUUCCCAUCAGUUGCUGAAAACUCCAUCGAAGGGGAUUGCAGCGGCGGGAGGGCGACUUACCACUCCUCUUCUCCGGUGAGUAACUAUCUGAGGCUAUUGAGUUGAGCCCAUGCCCCGGUGCCUCCUUUUUCUUCUCAGUCUCCGUUCGGCAAGCGAAUUUAUCUCUUCUCUGUAAGUUUUUUCUUAGAGUGAAGUGGAUGCAUCUCUGAGAAAUUCAUUCACUUACUGAUCUUCAUUAUUGGUUGUGGUUGGUCUGUAAUUGAUGUUAAUUCUUUCACUUGGUUAGUUUCAUGACUCAUCCAAAGAAGAGAAGUAAGUGAUGAACUCCUCUGAGGAUUGGAAAUGGCCGAUCGGCCAUGUCUUCUCUCCACCUCUCCUCCUCUCUGGCUCUUCUGCAAAACCCUUAGGCCCUUUUCUCUUUACCCCAUCUCCCCAAACCCAAACCCUCUUGUCAUCCCUCUCUCUGUUACCUCCAGUCCUUCUCCCUCGUUCCCUCUCUGUUCUUGAAUCCCUUCGUUCAAAAUCCCAAUCCUCCAAAGACACUUACAUACCCCCCUCUAUCAUCUCCUCGACUUCCUCCAGCGACAGCUUCGGUGCUCAAUAUGAUGCAGACAUAAAUCUUUUUCUCAAUAACAACCUUCAAAUGCUUCAGUGCCCAAAUGGAGAAUACCUGCUUUUGUUCCCAACUGGGGAGAAUUUUGACCGGGUUGGAUUUGUUGUGGUGUCCACAAAAGAACCCACUUGGAAAGUUAGGCUUAAUGAAGAAGGUAAUAUAUUUUCAACAGCUAAUGGGUUCAAUCAUCAGAUUCUUAGAAUGUCUGCUACUGCUUAUGAUGCUGAUUGAGUAGUUGGGAUCUUUCUUCCUCUUCUGCUGGCGAUUCUAUUAUUGUUGGUUUUCUGUUUGCUUGUACUUCGCAUACUGUUCAAUGGUUCAGCAUCGAGGUUAACAAUUCAGGUUCAGAAAGGGGGAGGCCAGUUUUAGUUCAUUUGGGUAUGAAGGAGUUUCAUAGCUCAGCUGUAAAUGCUUGUUGGAGCCCACAUUUGGCUGAAGAGAGUAUAGCUUUGUUAGAAAUGGUAGAUUGUUCCUGUUUGAUUUGGGUUCUUGUUUGGGCUCUGGUAAUUUUUCUGAUGAAUUGAAAGGAACGAGGAUCAAGAUUUUGUGGAAGGAUUUUGGCGUGGAUUUGGAUAGUUCAGAGAUGGUUGAAUGGAUGAGCUGUGGAUUUGCUUGGCAUCCUCGAAUCUUGAUUGUUGCCAACUCUAAAUCUGUUUUCUUAGUGGAUGCUAGGUAUGGGGCAAGCAGCAUGAGCAUCUUAGCCGAGAUUGGGACAUUUGAUUUGAACAAUUUGAGGACAGAUCGAUUUGUUGCAUUCUCUAUGGCUGGUCCUGGUGGCUUCCAUUUUACGGUGGCGACUAAAUAUUGGUUACUUCUUUUUGAUAUCCUCAAAUCAUUGGUGCCAGUGUUGCAAUGGGCCCAUGGCCUUGAUGACCCACAUUAUGUCAAUGUAUUCAGAUUGUCUGACUUAAGACAAAAACUAGAAGAUGAUAAGUACAGAUGUGCUUCUGAAUCCGGUUUUGCCAUUUUGUUGGGUUCUUUCUGGAACUGUCAAUUCAGUUUGUUCUGUUGUGGACCUUCUUUACAAGCUUUAGAUGGAUCAAUAGCAGCUAAAGUUUCGAAAUUCUGCGGCUCCCUCUAUGCAUGGGAGCUCCCUUCAGAACUCUCCUUGUUGGGUCGUCAGGGCCAUGGUGGAGACUACCUUGUAAGGGAAGAUUUUUGGAAGACUAAACUUCCUAUAUGGAUUGAUUGGCAACAGAAGAAAGAAAUAGUUCUGGGUUUUUGUAUUCUUGGCAAAGAUUUGCCAGCCUCUGUACCUGAAAGGGAAUGUGGUGAUGGGUUCACAUUGAUUAGAUUGAUGUCAUCAGGGAAGCUUGAAAGACAGAUGUACAGUGCUUCGUUUGAUUCUCCUAGUGCAAAUUCAGAAGCAGGGGAAAGAAUGCACUUACAGUCUGAAGAUUGUCUUCUAUAUCAUUCCAUUGAUCAGAAAUAUAAUUUCCUAGGAAAUUCAAGUAUCUUAAACUUGGCUAUCUCUUUGCAUAUUUGAGUAACAAUCUUGUGGACUUACUGACUAAAAAGAUACGGAACCUUGGGAUUGGUCUUGCCAAAGCGAUUCCGUAUGAUCAAGACUGCAAUGAACCUUCACGUGAUAAGUCAAAGAUUGAUGGUGUCUAUCUCAAUGGGUCAUCGCUUAUGACUACCCAAGUUCUUAGUGUCGUCAGCUUGCCUACCAGCAUACAUGAGAUUGCUUUGAGGAGACUGUGGACAGGGUUACCGGUGGAUCUUCUACAGCUAGCUGUUUCCAACCAGUCAGAGCUCCUUGAAGUUCUUGGAGAGUUGAAGAAGGUCUCAGGGACACUUUUGGAUGUUCCAAACUUAUCCCGGUUGCCACCUUUUUUGUUUCGGAAGCCCUUGAACCACAACAAUAAGUCAAUGUGUAAAGUGCAUCCAGGUGAUGAUGUUCUGGGGCCUUCUCUUCCACUUCCUGUUCUGCUUACCCUAAAUGAGAUUGGUAAGGAUAAGAACUGUUCAGAUUUGGAGGAAGAAGCAAGUGGAUAUUCGGCAAAAGUAGCAAUCAGUCACAAAUGCAAUGAAAUCAUAAAGGUGGCUAACAAUGUGCCAUUGAUAGGGUCUCAUUCCGAGGUGAAUGAUUCCUAUGUUGUCUCCCUUUCCAAUGACAAAGACGAGGCAUGGGUUUGUUCCCAAAAGCUGAAACAACCUAAUUGUUUCUUCUGUUACAAACCACGCGCAUUUUCAGAUAAAAACAGCUCUACCAUGCAUUGUGCACAAGAGGAGCUAAUUUUUGAAGACAAUGAAUUUACUACCUUCAUAUGUAAAAUGCAUGAGGAGUUUGCCCCUAAACUAACUAGGGAUUCUAAGAUGCAUGGUUCUCCCAAUUCCAAUAACAAACCGAUUGGAUUAGAAAUGUUUAAUGAGCUAUGCCCAGUGGAAUUGAACUUUGUUUUUUCUCCUAUGAACUUUGGGGAUGCCGAGAUGAAAGGAUACAAGCUGCUGAAGAGACAGUUCUCAAAAUGGCAAGAAGGUUUUGAGCCAUAUCAAGAUUUUUGUUCUCAGUCCAAGCUCCAAAAGCAUGCUUCUUGAUUAUUGGGUACUGUCUCAAUGUUUUUCAUUUGCCUUUGUGUUGCGCUAACCUUAGUGCCUGUUAGUGCUUCACUGCUGCUCCCAUAGCCUGAUUUUGUUGCGAUGAGAAAGAAAUUUAUGCUUGUGAGCAGAUUCUGUCUUGGGAGGAGUAAAGUUAUUGAUGCAGAAACUCAAUCCUAGGUGCCGGAAGCACACCACUUCAUUAUGCUGUAUGUGGUGGAAAUAAGCAAUGUUGCCAAGUUUUGAUAGCCAGAGGGGUGCCAGCCUAACUGCUGAAAAUGCAAAUGGGUAUCUCCUUAACUUACAAUCUGUAUUUUUGGCUUUCUAUGUAACACAAGAUGUUUUCUUAGUUUCAACUUUCAAUCAACCAUAUAUUCAGUUUCUUCUGUUCUUAUAAGUCGGCACACAUAAGAAGGCAUAGGAAGGAAAGUUUGAAUUUUUCAACAGUCCUUGGGUUUUCAUGGCCUAUUUAUCUGUAUCAGAGAUUACACGGUGCAUUUGUUAGAUUAUUUCAAAUUGGAUUGCCAGGAUAUCAAUUUAAGUAACUUAAAAUGAUUUAGAACAUUAUAGCACUAAACGGCUACACUACCAUAACGCUUGGAGAUGAAAAUAGUCUUGCUUUUAGAUUUGUUCAAACAUUAUAAGGGAUAUUUGUUAAUUUAGAUUUAGAUUGUCUUUUUUCCACUUUCCAAAUGUCCUGCAGUGGUGAUUAAAAUUUAAAUCCAGAACAUCUAGGUUAACCAUUAGAUUAAAUAUCUUGCCACCUAACUUUUUGUCUGAUAGUUGCAGAAAGGAUGGUUUGUAUUCAUAUUGAAAACGAAAAACAUAUCUAUAAUUCUUUUUGUCAAUCAUUAUAUUCAGACAUUAAACAACAUGAUGAAAAUUAUGCAAUUGGAGAAACAGAACGCAAUCUUUACACCACGAAAUAUUUGUUUCUUGUAGUAGCAUACAAGAGGCAUUUAGUUUUCCUCUACUAGGUCAGUAAGGCAUUAAAACCAAUGAGGAAAAAUGAGACAAUUAAAAGUAAGGCACGACUGGAUGAAGAAAUGAAAGUUGUCUCAAGAGUUGGACCUGAGAACUACUAGGCCCCCGAUUUUGAGAACUGAACAUGAUUUUUCAACAAAGAACUAGGCAAAAUUUAUUUGACCAUGAAAUCAUGCCAUCAAUUAAGAAGAAAAUUAGAGAAUAUUCCUAAAGAAACUAGGCAUUCAUUGUUUUCCUGCUUCAGUGGGUGGAUUUUGGUAUGGUUUUAUGUUUUUUUAGGGGGAAAAAAAAAAAGAAAAGAGAUUCCUAUCCGUGUCAUGUAAAAAAGAGUAUAUACAGAACAUAAUUCUAAUUUAUAAGUGCAAAACUAAUUAUGGAAGAAACCAUUUGGAGUCUGAAGCAAAUGGCUGAUUAUUUCUUUUUAUUAUCUAUCGACAUUAAUUACAAGGUUUUUAUCGAAAUUUUAGAGGCUUGCGAGCAUUUUCCCUCUUGUUUGUCAGUGACACUAGGUCAUUUUUGACAUGGUUUAAGAUUCCAAAAAAAAAAAAAAAA